Molecule: messenger RNA, 1360 nt
Organism: Haliotis rubra (blacklip abalone)
Lineage: Eukaryota; Metazoa; Mollusca; Gastropoda; Lepetellida; Haliotidae
Product: zinc finger protein 846-like
Exons: 1
Coding region: 130-771 (213 amino acids)
Biological process (GO): regulation of transcription by RNA polymerase II
Cellular component (GO): nucleus
Molecular function (GO): DNA-binding transcription factor activity, RNA polymerase II-specific; RNA polymerase II transcription regulatory region sequence-specific DNA binding
Source: RefSeq, a predicted model, not a curated record
AAUGUGGGAAACAAUUUCCACAGUCACACAAGCUACAGAGACACAUGAGGAACCACAGUGGAAUCAAGCCACAUAAGUGUGCUGAAUGUGGGAAAGGAUUUACAGAGUACAGUAAUCUGGGAGAGACACAUGAGGAUUCACAGUGGAAUCAAACCUUAUCAGUGUGUUGGAUGUGGGAAGAAAUUUACAGAUUCGGGUAGCCUGCAAACACACAUGAGGAGUCAUAGUGGUGUGAAGCCUUAUCAGUGUGUUGAAUGUAAGAAACGAUUUACACACUCAUACAGUUUGCAGACUCACAUGAGGUCUCACAGUGGAAUCAAACCAUAUCGGUGUGAUGAAUGUGGGAAAGAGUUUCCCGUUUCGAGUAGCCUGCAGAGACACGUGAGGAUUCACAGAGGACUCAAGCCUUAUCAAUGUGGUGAAUGUGGGAAAGCAUUUGUAGUAUCAGGUCAACUGCAGAGACACAUGAGGAUUCACACUGGUUUGAAACCUUUCCAGUGUGUUGAAUGUGGAAAAAAGUUUUCGAGAUCAGGCGGUCUGCAUAGACACAUGCGGACUCACAGUGGAAUCAAGCCAUAUCAGUGUGAUAUAUGCGGAAAAGAAUUUACAGAGUCAAGUACUAAGCAGAAUCACAUGAGAAUUCACAGUGGAAUCAAACCUUAUCAAUGUGUUGAAUGCGGGCAAAGGUUCACACAGUCAUCCAACAUGCAGAGACACAGGAAAAUUCACAAUAAAAUUAAGGCUUCCCAGCAGACAGAGCAGCACAAUUAGUUUCAUUUUUGAAAUGAGAUUAGCUUUUGGCCCAGGUCCAGAAUGAGCAUCUUUUGUGAGAAUUUAGGAUGUUUUGAAUUUAACCCAGAUGAUUUUGUAGAGUUAUUUGUAGCCAUGGGUCCAUCUUGAGAUCAAGUGUAUUAGCUGGAGACUGCCAACAGUCAAAGCAAUGUAAACACCUGACAUCCUGUUGGAAGGCUGUCAUCAGAAGAGUUGUACACAAAGAGACUGCAAUAUAAGCAUUCCUAAAAGCGAUAUGAUUCGUAUCCGAUGCAAUACUUUUAUGUUAUCAGGGAGAAACAUAUAAACAUGGUGCACUGUGAAGAUUGUUAUUCCAGCUAUCAAGGAGAUGUAAGUCAGUAAGUGACUGAGCGUGGUUUAUGCCGGUUUUAGCAACAUUCCAGCAAUUUCACGGUGCGGCAUGGGCAUCACCCAUUGUGCCCAUGUGGGAAUCAAACCCUGGUUUUCGUCGUGAUUAGUUGUGAAUAAUUCUUUUCCAUUUUUCUGCGAAUAUCAACGGGAGUAGAAACCAUUCCCAUCUUCUUAAUAAAUGUAAAAUAUGGUACUUGUUGGUCCCUGUCUGGCGCUC